Neltuma alba is the source of this 1469-nucleotide messenger RNA. Its product is annotated as caffeoylshikimate esterase-like. Bases 149 to 1327 code for a protein of 392 amino acids. The transcript is spliced from 8 exons. The record is from RefSeq and is a predicted model, not a curated record. NCBI's taxonomy places the organism in Eukaryota, Viridiplantae, Streptophyta, Magnoliopsida, Fabales, Fabaceae.
UUUCAUGCUUCUUCGAUAUUCAGUUCUGUGUAACUUCUCGUCCAAUUUCGAUAGCUUUUUGCCUCUUAUUUGAUCGUUUACCUGUCAUAAUCUUCCAUCAUUUUUCAUAAUCUUUGCUUGUUUCCACACCCCACUAAGUUCACCUGCCAUGGAGUUUUCUGGGACUCUCAAGUUCCGUUUACAUAAGGCAUCUCUGUUCCCCACUGACGAUCCUCUCAAGAACAAAAUAUCUAUUAGACCCAUAUGGAAGAAGGAACCCAAUCCGCCACUCUCCAACACUUCACUCACUGUAAGAGCCAAGAAAUUAACAACGGAAGGCGUCAGCGAAGAGUUAAAUGCCAUCGUUUCUCAGAAUCUGGACUUUGCAACCGCUCGCCGACAGGUUCGUGCCGCUUUUACGGAGUUCCAACAACAGCUGGAUCAUUGCUUAUUCAAGAUGGCUCCUACUGGGAUCAGAACCGAGGAAUGGUACGAACGGAAUUCGAGAGGUUUGGAAAUAUUCUGCAAAAGAUGGAUGCCGGAAUCUGGAGUUCCAAUUAAGGCCGCUUUGUGUUUCUGCCAUGGGUAUGGCAGUACUUGUACCUACUUCUUUGAAGGUGUAGCCAAGAGAAUUGCUGCAUCUGGAUUUGGUGUUUAUGCUAUGGACUAUCCAGGUUUUGGUCUUUCAGAAGGGCUACACGGACACGUAUCAAAUUUUGAUGAUUUGGUUGAUGACGUUAUAGAACAGUUUGCAUCAAUUAAAUCAAGGCCUGAGCUGAGAGGGUUGCCUAAAUUUAUAAUGGGGCAAUCAAUGGGUGGAGCAGUUUCUCUUAAAGUUCACUUGAAGGAACCAAAUAAUUGGGAUGGACUGAUCCUUUUAGCACCAAUGUGUAAAAUUGGAGAGGGCUUGUUACCAUCACCUGCAGUUUUGAAGGUGUUAAAUCUUCUGUCAAAAGUGAUGCCAAAAGCAAAACUCUUCCCAAAGAAAGAUCUAACUGAGCUCUCCUUCAGAGACCCGAGCAAAAGAAAAUUGGCUGCGUACAAUGUUAUUUCAUAUGAUGAUCGAACGAGGUUGAAAACCGGCAUGGAACUUCUAAGAGCCACGCAAGAUAUCGAGUCACAAGUGCAGAAGGUUUCAGCUCCGCUGCUGAUUAUUCAUGGAGGAUUAGACAAGGUGACAGAUCCUGCAGUGAGCCAAUUUCUUUAUGAGAAAGCGUCAAGCAAAGACAAGACCCUGAAGAUUUAUGAAGGAGGCUACCACUGCAUUUUGGAAGGGGAAUUUGAUGACAGAAUUUUCAGUGCUCUUGAUGACAUCAUCUCGUGGCUUGAUUCAAGGAGCCUUAAAUGAGGUCCAAUGCAUACUGUCUGUACCUGAAGCAGUGGAAAGAAGAUCACAAAGAAAUGAUCUUUCUUUCGCCCGGUUUAAUAUCACAUUCAACCAACAAAAUUGCCAUAUAUCCUAGUCGUCUACAUUUUCCUCCCAACCAAAA